Molecule: messenger RNA, 2076 nt
Organism: Hymenoscyphus albidus
Lineage: Eukaryota; Fungi; Ascomycota; Leotiomycetes; Helotiales; Helotiaceae
Source: the annotation of a GenBank genome assembly
AUGCAGCUCCACGCCUUCUUCUCGCUUCUGCUUUUCACAUCCUGGGCAUAUUGUGCCAAUGAGACUUAUGACUACAUUGUUGUCGGGUCAGGGCCAGGUGGAGGUACAGUAGCAACACAAUUGGCCAAAGGGGGCGAGUCUGUACUUCUGCUGGAAGCUGGCGAUGAUCAAGGGGAAAACCUCAACCAGAAGGUUCCUGGCUUCUUUCCUCUCGCCAGCAAUGAUCCUACAUUUCGGUGGGACUUUUUCGUCAAGUAUCAUUCCGAUGAUGCUACUACCCGAAAGUUCGAACAUCUCGUAUACAGAACUACCAAUGGGGGCUUCUACGUUGGAACAGAUCCACCAGCGAGUGCGAAGAUGCUAGGAGUCUACUAUCCUCGUACCGGAACUCUGGGAGGGUGCUCAACACAUAACGCCAUGUGCGCUACAAUUCCAAGCAAUCGGGAUUGGGAUGACAUCGCUACACUCAUGGGUGACGAUUCCUGGAGGUAAUUGUCCAACAGAAUCCUCUCAAUCAGGAUGCACUAACAAACUUUAGUGCAAAAGCAAUGCGCCAACACUACAUCAACCUCGAGAAUAAUCAUCUUGUCCCCAAAGGAACUCCUGGUCAUGGGUUUGAGGGCUUCCUCGAUAUCACUGUCAACAGUGAUGGUCUUUUGAAAAACCAGAGCAACGCACAAGUCGUUUUGAAGGAAACAGCCAGGCAACUGGGCCAAGAUCCAAGCAAGAUUUUCGAACUACUUCAGCGCGACCUCAAUAAUGAUGAUAAAGAUCGGGAUUAUCAGACCGGGCUCUUCGGCUUUCCGGCCCACAGAAGUCCAAGAGGAUUACGUGUGAGCGCAAGAGAUGCGGUCGUGGGCACCUUGAACGCGAAAAAAUACAAGUUGACGCUAGGAAUCCACUCAUUUGUCACCCAGAUUCUCUUUGAUACGAAAGGGAAGAAACCACGAGCAACUGGAGUAGAGUAUCUUGCAGGUCAAAGUGUUUAUGCUGCAGAUCCUCGAUUUAAGCCCAAUAACUCAGCAUCUGCAACAACCAAGAGAGCCUUCGCUAGGAAAGAAGUCAUCAUCGCAGGUUAGUCAACUAAAACUUCUGUGAAUAUAUGACCAUGUUCACUGACUUCAGCUAAGGCGGAGCUUUCAAUACACCUCAAAUUCUCAUGCUCAGUGGUAUCGGCCCCGAAGACCACCUUAAAAGUUUCGGCAUACCGGUCCUUGUUGAUCUUCCUGGCGUGGGUUCUCGUCUUCAAGAUAACACAGAAUAUGGUGUUGCAGCAACUGCUUCUCAGAACUUCACUUCCGUGGGCCCAAUUGCCACAUAUAACGCACCGGGAGACCCAGCUCUUGCCGCAUGGUAUGAAGGUCAAGGGCCAUACACUCAAGGACCUCUUGAUUCCAUCAUGUUCAAGAGUAGCGCCUCAGUAAAUGGCGAGAGGGAUAUUUUCUUCUUUGCCCUCGGGGGAAACUCCUUCCGCGGAUUUUGGCCGACAGAGACCGAGAAUCAAGUUCCAGCUGAUGGACCAGACAUUUUUGACUUUUCAAUGGUCAAAUUUAACCCUCAAAAUGACCUGGGAACAGUUCGACUUACUUCAAAGAGCCCAUUUGAUACCCCAGAUAUCAACUUCCGCUUCUUCGAGAAAGGUGGCGAUGUUGAUCUUCAAGCUCUUGCUGACGGGGUUGAAUUCGGUCGCAAAGUCUUUGAUUCUAUCGCUGCCCCGCUGGGUCCUUUCAAAGAGGUACUUCCUUGUAUUGGUGAGCGCAACUGUGAUGUCAAGGAGAAUAUAAGAACCCAAGCUUGGUCUCAUCAUGCCACGAGCAGCGCUGCUAUUGGAGCCGACAGUGAUCCUCUGGCUGUGUUAGAUUCGAAAUUUAGAGUGAGGGGUGUCGAUGGUUUGAGGGUUGUCGAUGCGUAAGUGUUAUGUCUUUUCUAGUUGCGGAUUUCAAUUCCAUGAAUACUGUUACUAACUCCUCUAGGUCCGCGUUUCCCAAAACACCUGGUGCAUUUCCAGUUAUCCCUACGUUCAUGCUGGGAAUGAAGGGUGCUGAGGAAAUCCUGAAAGACAAAUCCAAGUGGUAA